This is a messenger RNA of Schizophyllum commune H4-8, 788 nucleotides long. RefSeq lists its product as uncharacterized. The transcript has a single exon. Lineage: Eukaryota; Fungi; Basidiomycota; Agaricomycetes; Agaricales; Schizophyllaceae. The record is from RefSeq and is a predicted model, not a curated record. Bases 1 to 525 code for a protein of 174 amino acids.
AUGAUGAACACCGAUGUCCAUGGUGCUCCUCCCGUCCAUCCCUUGUCAUCGGUUGAGGUGAGUUGGGCCUUGGCGCCUAUUUGCUUCCACAACAAAGCAGCGUGGACAUUACAUGCUGCCUGCAGCGUGCACGUCAUCUACAGCAGAAGCUCAGGGAGCUACACCGCCGAGCGUCCACGUCGGCCUACAUGCAUUGGCUGUACAGUCUCUCUGAUGCCAUGCGACGACCGGGAGCCUGAGGUCAAACUCGCGGCCAUCGGCUACUGGCAGGCUCCCGCCCGAUCAUCGUAUCCUCCACACAGGUCGCUGUGUUCUGCCAUGCAUCGACUGCUGUAUCCUGCCAUGCAACGGAUGCCUGCCGCGCGACUCCGGAACUGCCUCAGUCUCCCGCCCCUCGACUGGUUUACUAUACAGUGCUAUCUUCGUCCUGCGAACGCCGAUUCAAAGAUCUACAUAGGACCCUGUGGAUCGCUCCUCCGUCAAGGUUGCAAACCAUAUGAACUCCCGAUCAUACUAGGAGUCUGAGCUUGUCUGCAGAUUCCUGCGCCACUUCUGUAUAUGUUCUAGCCACCUUUGCGCCCCAUUGACCUGAUGAUAAUUUGCCGCGGAACUCCCUGUGGUUCUCGUCGAUGAAUCAAGCUUUCUGCCUAUCAUUUGGUUUAGCGUUUUCCCAGUUCCGCGUGGUCGUUCACUUGAUAUGCCCCCGUCGAAGUCGGGAAGCGGGCGAACCGAAAGCUAGUCACGUGCGCGGUUGAAGUUCUGUGACAGCGUCACACAAUGUCACCGGU